AUGUCGGAGAUGUCGCAGCUGCAUGAAACCAAUGAUUAUGACUUUAACCUCUCCGUACUUCCACUGUUGGAGUGGAAUUUGGAUGGGGAGAGCAUGAGUUUGAAUGCACCAACGCAGAUGACCUCACCUGGCCAUGCCUCCAACGUCGUUACCGGUAACGAGGGCAUUGGAGAAUCAGAAGCGGACGACGAGGAUAAUACGCGUAGCAAUGCUGAACUGAUUAAAGAUACUGAAACGACGGACCGUGGCCACGAAGUAGCUACACCAGAUCUCUCGAGAGAAGACUUGGAAAGCCGCAGCUCUGCAGCCAUAAGUACGAGCGACUUGGGAAUCCAGUGGGAUCUAAAAGUGAGCGUGGAGAAAAGAAAUGCCUGGCUUCACAAAAUCGUUGUCGAAUACAUCCACGAUGACAACUCCAUUGGCCACUGUCUGGCGUACUACAUCAAUCGGUAUGCUAUUGAUAUUAGCAAGGUUGGUAAAUUCUGGGAGAGAAUCGAAUACUCAGAUCAAUUUUCGAUACUAGGUCCCGAUAUCUUUGACGGAGAUGGAAAAUUCCGAAAGUGUUACUACAAGGAUCCUAUACAGCGAGGUACAGGAGCAUGGGGUAAAAUCGAACUGAAUCGCGGGCCUCUUUUGUUUAUUGAGCGCCUCAGGGUCACAGCCAGAGAAUUCCGCGGGACGGGACUAGAACGCGCAAUCGUUCAUAAGAUCAUCGACCUGGCACAUGCAGUGACGUCCUGGGAAGGGAAGGGAGCUUUCCAGGACCAGAAUCGAUUUUACGACCAAAAAUCUCUGACCAUGGUACCUAGAAGAUUUCGGCAAAUCACAGAUCUUAACGUGCUCUUUGUACCUGUCUCUCAUCAAAUCGAUUACGAAGACUUGAGAGGGAAGUCUCGACAAGAACAAUACGAGAUAGGAUUGGGACUGAGAGAGUUAGUUGAAGCUUUUUGGCGAUCACUUGGGUUCCGACGCAUCGGGGUUUCUCGGUGCUUCGGGCUAAGUUUCGAUCCUAAUCAUGCGUCACGUAGGAUGCCUAUGGAAAGUGAUUGCGACGGACUUGCUCAUCCAAGAAUGGACGAACACUCCCGCGAGAAAGACAAACAUAGCCUUUGGGCCUGGCUGCUGUCACCGGAACGAAAGAGACAAAUGGAACAAGAUUUCAUUUUCCAUUACCUUACAGCUAUAUCCACGGAAAGACAGUACCUAGAGUUUUACAAAGAUCUCAUCAACCGUGAGUCUGUCGCAAAUCAGCUUGGAGAUAACCUGCUUCAUAUCGCCGCCCGCUCCUUGAACCUUCGAUGUAUAAGGUGGCUAUUGGAAAAUUAUAACCAAGCACAAAAUUUGACUUCCGCUCGCAACAAAGGUGGAGGUACCCCUUUCGAAGUCUUGAAAGCUAAUCUUGAGGGCAUCCGAAAUAGAAAGGACCAAAACGGAAAUUGCCAAUUUGUUGGAUACUUGUUCGAAGAAGUGGAUUGUAUUAUUGCUUUCAAGGGUAUUAAAAAGCUCCCCAGAACUGAUAUACAGUAUCACCGUCUCACGUAUGGCUGCACAUGUGGCGAGUGCGUAGAAGGCUACAUAUCACCACUGAUGAAAGCGGCGCUUCUUUACGAGUGUGAUGAAAUCGAGAAACGGUCCCACAGCUAUGCUGAGUAUGGAUUUCCAGAUAAUAUGCUGCUGCACAUACCAUCUUCUGUCCAGAUAAUCCAACGCAGCGUGCCCAGCCGUCGUUCUUUCUUAGCAUUAUUGAAAGCUGUAGCUUUCUGGCUCAGGCAGCCGAUAAACCCUGCCCCACGGCGGAAAAUCGUCAUAUCUCGAUUUACUAGCGAUGGCGGGCAAUGGGAUAGAGAUCCUGAUAUUGCUCCGGAGAAAUGGGUGACACUCGCAGGGGCCACCGAUGCUGCUCUAGCUUUCAUCUUUGCACUUGCAAAACAUCACGAUUCUCGGAUUGGAGAUGGCAGCUUUGAAGCAAGUGCCCCGGACAUAGCGAAUCUAAAACCAUGCAGAAAUGACCAUGAGUUUGACUUUGUUGAGAGGGUUCGUGUGUUCAGAGAUGAUGAAGAGGAAAAAGCCGCGAUGUGAAGAACGGUUUUUGGAUGUGUGCUCUUGCAUUGGCAGGACUCGGUCACCAUUGUCGAAGUGUAGUUGGGUAGCUCAUUAUUGUUUUUGGUGAUUAAGCUGUACCGUUAGUUUUAAGUUUCAUCAUAAGUACUCUUGGAUUACUCUGCACAUACCUAUCUGUUCUUGACACCAUUUGACUGAAAUUUACAUAAGUGGCAGACACAGAAGAACUUGCUACCUCAUCUCUUAUUUCUCAGGUAUGUGCAAGACCUUGCACGAUACACUCUCGACAAUCCCAGAACCCUAGAAAUUUGUACCUAUAAGCCAAGCAAUCAAAUCCGAGUCCUUCGGCAACUCAGGAUAAUCCAUCGCAAUGACACCGUACCU
This is a messenger RNA of Mollisia scopiformis, 2445 nucleotides long. RefSeq lists its product as uncharacterized. The record is from RefSeq and is a predicted model, not a curated record. Bases 1 to 2079 code for a protein of 692 amino acids. NCBI's taxonomy places the organism in Eukaryota, Fungi, Ascomycota, Leotiomycetes, Helotiales, Mollisiaceae. The transcript is spliced from 2 exons.